AUGGCAUCAUCGUCGGAUCCAAGUCUUGGAGCGUCUGCUCUUGGAACAUCUCCGUCAACAAGCCGGAAGCGACACUACGCAACGAUUGCAGAACCAGACGAGGACGAGGUCAAAGAAGAGCCACUUAGUGACGAUGAGAGUGACGAGAGCGAUGAGAGCGAUAAGAACGAGGAGGAAUCUGAAGGCUGGGCUGAUACCACUGGUCCUCACCACGCCGGUGCUAGAGCACCUGCCUACGACGGAUCAGUCGAUGUGAUGUUCGAUGAAAGCAGACGCCGAUUACAAUCCGUGAUCGAACUCGUAGAGAGGUACAGCCUGAGGGCAAGCAGCGCUCAGACCAUGCUCGACAAACUGUGGGAUCUCCAACAGACUCCGGUGUGGACAAAGUUCCGUAUACUGCUCGUGGGAAGCUCUGGCACGGGCAAGAGUUCGAUCAUAAAUAAUCUACUGGACAUGCCUUCCUUGACGAAAGCUCUCGACACGGGUAAGCGGUGUACAGAUGUGCCGACGAUUUACGAGGCACCCCUGGACGGUCAAACCAAGGCUUUUGCUGCUCAGGUACAGUUUCGAUCACCCCAAGUCAUCGAAAAGCUACUGCACGUCUUGCUAUCGAACUUUUACUUGUGGCAUUGUGAAAGCGAGGACGGCUGGUCUGAGGAUCGGCGAGACGUCAUUCGACGUACAGCAGAGUCCGCCAUCAAUAUCUGCUGCGAAAUGUUCAAAGGAAAGCCCGGAUUCAUGAAUCAAGCCACAGCGAUCGAGUGGCUCACUGACAGACGCUCAAUUAUGCUCGACCUAACAGUCUCACUGCUCUACAGCUGGUGCGAAGAGAUCUUGGCCGCUGUGAGAGACAACAAGACUAACAACGACAUUGGCUUGGUCGAAGCAGCUACAGCAACGGAAUUGAGAGUCUUGGUGAAGCACUUUAGCCACUCGAACAGUAGAAGCGAUAAAGCUCAGCUGUGGCCUUUAGUCGAGCAGAUUCGAGUGGGCAUACAAGGACGAGAGUUACUGCAGUAUAUCACGAUUGUGGAUUGUCCGGGUUCAAGUGAUGACGACGGCCUUCGGUCUGAGGCAUUCGAGAGAAUGAUCCACGGCGGCUGCCAUGAGCUAUGGAUCGUCGAUCGAAUUGGUCGCAUCGCUUCGGAGCGUAUUGUGGCUUCCAUGCUUGCAACUUAUGGCAAACACCUUCCUGUGCUCGUAAUUGCCACUGCUAUCGACGACAACGUAUCCGACGGCCUAUGCGAGGAAUACGAGGACGGUGGUCUUGAUGUGGAGGACCUUCGCGCGCAGAUCAGGCUUGUGACUCGACUAAGCGAAAGAUCCAGCAAGCUGAAGAGGUCGAUCCAGCGCCAAUCGAAGAGGCGCCGAGUGUCAACUUCAAACGAGCAACGUGCCCUUACGACCGCAUCAAACAGCCUGCGUGAACUCCAGGAUCAGCUCAGAUCGGCACAACAGCAUAAGUUUGAGAGAUUCGUCAAUUUGCGUCUUCAGUACAUCAUUAGAGAGCUCAGGGACAAGUAUGGCGCAAAUGUAGCACCUGACGAGAUCCUAGAGAUUCAUGGCGUAUCGAACAAACACUAUGCUGAAGGCAAAGGCGGCCUCGACCCUGUCUCGCCGCGCCUUGCAUUAUCAGACACAGGCAUCCCCAGCCUACGAAAGCACAUUUUCAUGAAGGAAGCAGUCGCGAGUAACAAGAUCCAAGCGCUGCGGUACUAUCUCAAUGGUGAUCUGGCGGCUCUUUUACAGAGCUUCGAUUCACUACUGCAACCCUCGGCCAGCACUGGGCAUACAGAGAUGAGUGGCAUCUUCACAUCAGCCUCGCACCGACUAAACGCCAUUGUAUCGGAGCGUUUACAAACGUUUCCAGGAACUAUCGACGACGGCAUCACCAGCCAUAUGGUGCGCUCAAUCCCUGCUUAUCUCGACCAUGCCAUUGUUGAAUUGAACAAACGCCGGAAAUGGAACCAUCAGACUGCCAAAGCUUUCAUCUGGAAGAACGGACGCCACUCUACCAGAAGGGAGCCCUUUCGUCAGUCUUGGGACCAGCAUUUCUCAGAGGCCGCGGUUGCUGCACUGCAGACGGAGUGGUCGAGCUUUGCGCCUCAGCUUGACACAUUCUUGGACGACUUCGAAUUAUCUAUACUGGAUGUUCUUGACCAACUGAAGAAAGAGUACAAUGGAAGAGCUGUCUGCGAAAAUGCCGACAGAAAGCGCUUCAAGGACACCACAACAGCUUAUACGCAUCGGACACGGCGUGAGCUGCGCCUCUUCCGCUCAACUUUGCGCGACUCAAUGAAGUCAACAGUCGUAUGCGCUGUCACCGAUAGCGCAGCAAACUACUUCUCAUGUGCAAUGUUUGCAGCAUACAAGAAAUGUCAAGACUUCACAAAAGGACGAGGGAUAAUGGAGAGAUACUUUGAUGCGCUCGAAAGCCAUAUCCGAUCUACCGAUGGGCUACGGACGCCUUUCGAGGUCAUGAUUGUGAGGUUUUGCGAGACACUGGAGAAGAAUUUUGAGACGAGCGCUCGUGAACUAUUGAGCAAGCUAGUAGUGCUAAUGAAUGAGAUGCGAAACGACCUACUGGAGAUCGUCGAUGCUGAUGCAGACACGGCGAUCUUGGGUCUGCGGCCUGAUCUAGCUAGGGCCAAGGCUGAUUUUGAACAGUGGAUCGUUGACAGUAACGGACUGCUUGCACAGCUGGAGUCGAGAUAUGCAGCUGGAGUUGCGCAGUAG
This is a messenger RNA of Recurvomyces mirabilis, 2736 nucleotides long. RefSeq lists its product as uncharacterized. The record is from RefSeq and is a predicted model, not a curated record. The transcript has a single exon. Bases 1 to 2736 code for a protein of 911 amino acids. Lineage: Eukaryota; Fungi; Ascomycota; Dothideomycetes; Mycosphaerellales; Teratosphaeriaceae.